Molecule: messenger RNA, 863 nt
Organism: Dreissena polymorpha
Lineage: Eukaryota; Metazoa; Mollusca; Bivalvia; Myida; Dreissenidae
Exons: 6
Coding region: 119-769 (216 amino acids)
Biological process (GO): lipid catabolic process; digestion
Cellular component (GO): extracellular region
Molecular function (GO): enzyme activator activity
Source: RefSeq, a predicted model, not a curated record
AAGUUUAAUAAUUGGUGUGGUUGCGGCCCUGUUAAGAUAUACAUGUGUACAUAUACACAUACGGAGCUUUGCUUAUCUUGUAUACGUGACUGGCCAUGAUACAGAACAGACGAGAAACAUGAAGGUCGUUGUUGUCUUGGCUUAUCUUCAGGGGUUCGCCACAGCAUUCCCCACUACCGAGCAGCUCGAGGUGUAUUGCUCCACCAGCGCGCAAUGCGCGGCUGAUGAGUGCUGCGUAAGUUUCUACCAGCCGGAUGGUCGCCGCCGUACCGUCGUCGAACAUUUGGAAACACGACACAUGCGCUUUGUUGACGGCAGUUGUCACAAAAACGGCACCAGUGGCUCUAAGUGCUUUGUGCACGAGCUCUCGACAGGCACGUCUGGUUUGUUCUACGAUUGCCCGUGUACUAGCGGCUACAAAUGCCAGGGGUCGGGAAUGGUGGAAGUUCCACUAGGGGAAACUGGGACCUGCCAGGUUGCGGCAGUCACGGUGACGUCGACGCUUCACCAACCAUGCGCUUCCGGUGCGGACUGCAGCGACAACGAGUGUUGCGUCAAUGAUGAUCGACCCAUCGGAAAGCGUUCUCUGACUAUGGGAUACGCCCACUGUCAGUCUAUGGGAUUGGACGGGUCUGGCUGUUUGGUGCGCUACGGAUCCGGCAAACCUAACGGCACUGUGUUCCGGUGCCCGUGUUCCUCUGGCCUCACGUGUCAUGGCAACCACGUGUUUGACAUGCCGCUGGGCGAGACCGGCACAUGCGGUGCUUGAAACGGUUUUGAUUGCUUGUAACAAGUGGACGUCUCAUUCACAUUUCUGUUGUAUAUUACGUUGUUUAGAUUUUAAAAUAAAAACAGAACACCAA